AUGUCCUCGAAGUCGUGCCGAUCUAGGGAGGCGGCCCGGUCAUGUAUAGAUCGUCGACCGUCGGGUGUUAGCACGCAGUCUACUCAAUCUUCCUCUUCUGGAGACGACUACAAAGUCAUUAGCGUCCGCAAGGUUAUGAGGUCAGUGUACCAGACUCACAUCUACAGCCUCAGAUCCAACUCGUGGAAGAGGAUCGAGGACUGCCCUUCCUUCCUAUUGGUGUCGAGUGAAGCCACAUUGGUAAACGGGGCCCUGUACUGGUUUGCACAGGACUCAGUAGUUGCGCUGGAUCUUGCCACCGAGAGGUUCCGCAAGCUGCCCUUGCCAUAUCCUGGUAUGUCGUAUAUCUUGGGUUUCGCGGUGUUGGGAGGGUGUUUGGUUGUGGUUAGUGAUAAAGAUAUGCAGGGAGCCUGGGUUUUGAAGGAUUAUGAAUGGGUGGGCCUGUCCACACCCAUGGGACUGAGCCUCAUCAAGGACGAAAAGCGGCUUGUGCUUCCUUGUGGCCGCUUGAUUAUACACUGGGAUAUACAGACUCAUUCUCAGAAGCUGAUGAGAAUCGAGAAGCUGGUGAAAAUAGGUGACCCUUUGUAUACUCACAUUGUUGAGGAAAGCAUUUUCCGAUUUGGCCGUCCGAGUAUGGCGGCGGCAGGGGUGAAGAGGAAGAGGAGCGAGGCUGAUGAGAGGAGUGCUGCAUGUGUUGAAAAGAUUCAAGUCCUCUUCUGUGAAAGAGAGAGCUGUGCUUGGUGA
Striga hermonthica is the source of this 747-nucleotide messenger RNA. The record is from the annotation of a GenBank genome assembly. NCBI's taxonomy places the organism in Eukaryota, Viridiplantae, Streptophyta, Magnoliopsida, Lamiales, Orobanchaceae.